Molecule: messenger RNA, 2555 nt
Organism: Dermacentor andersoni
Lineage: Eukaryota; Metazoa; Arthropoda; Arachnida; Ixodida; Ixodidae
Biological process (GO): protein processing
Cellular component (GO): plasma membrane
Molecular function (GO): metalloendopeptidase activity
Source: RefSeq, a predicted model, not a curated record
AUGGCGGACAGGCCGAUGAACGGUGCGUCCAAGAAGGUGCCGCCUUGCCUUCCAUCCCCACCGAUGCCAGAGAUGCCGGCAUCCGGACCUGCUGCCACCGAGCCUUGGGUGCACACCGAUGAGGCCGCCAGCGCAACGCAAGGGAGUCAAACUCAUCUACAAUUUGAAGCCCCUGAAUCACCCGUGGCUUCGGCUGCCAUAUCGCCUGCUCCACUCCUGUCGACGUCGGAGAAAACAACCCUGGAAGCUCAACCGAACCGCGAUAGAUCCAGUAACAAGACGGUGGGCUUCAUGGCAUGGGCUACUCGCAACUUGGGCCAGCCGUCAGACGCCGAUGGAGGGUUCCCGAUCUGCGAGCUUUCUUCACCACACGGGCUUCCGGGUUCACAAAGCGAUUCAGCAAAACAGUACGUCAUGAGCGAUGUGGCCACGGAAUACCCAGAGCGGAUGUUAUCUGGCACAGAGUCGACCGCCCUACGUUCACGCAAGACGACCGUGCGAUUCGGAAGCACAACGGUGCGGGAGAUUUCUUUGGCCACGAUGACCAUGCUGCAGCGCCAUGCACCAGCGAUAGGAACGUUAGCGCUGGCAUUGUUCGCACUAGUCUUGCUGGCCACCGGCAUCGUGGUGUUCAUGAGUCACACCAUCCAGAAGCAACGGCGCCAGAGCCGCUGUACGGCACCCGCAUGCACCCGUGCACUAAAAGACCUCCAGAAUCUUCUCGACGAUGGAGUGGACCCUUGCCAGGACCUGUACAAGCAUGUUUGUCGAAAGUGGCGUGAGACGGCUGAUGAGGGACUCGAUUUUCUCGACUACGCCGCUCGACUGACGAUGUAUCGCGUUAACUCCCGACUGCUCUUCGACACAUCUCCAGACACUGUCGUAUUGCGCGACGUGCAGCCUGUGGCUAAGUUUUUGAAGCUGUGCUGGCGUUACGUCAAUAACGCCGCUCCUGGUGCAGGCAGGCCGGCACUGGACUUUUUAGAGCUGCGACAGUACGCCGACAUUGAAGUUUCUAACAUCGCAAAUUUCCUGGAGCAUCUAGUGCGGCUUGCCCUCGCACGGGGCCUGGUCACCGUAAUCGGCAUGAAGCUCGUGCGGUCGAGGAGUGGCGCCAAUUUGUUGCACCUUUUUCCCGGUCAGAGCAUAGCGCAGAAGAUGGACGUACCAAUGCUGACGGAUGAGAUUUUAGAAUACAUCACAAGCCUCGUGGCGCAAUCCAAUUUCUCGAGAAGCUUCGACGCGAGCUCCAUCUCCAUUCAGGAGCGCCGUAUGCAGAAUUUCUUGUCAUCACCGAUUACGAAGCAAAGCUACAAGCUGGUAGUGUUGGGAUCCCUGAGCAACAACUUCAGCACAAAUAGUUGGAUCUCAACUCUGAAUUCUAUUCUUCCCGAGGAGAACAGGGUGGACAGCCUCUCCCCAAUCAAGAUCCACGGUCUGGACACCAUAAGAGGAAUCGUGGCCUUCUUUCAAGGGCGUGUUGACUACGGCUCAGCGUACGUCUACGUUCUGAUCCUCAUGGAGGCAUUCCGAUUCGACUUCAUGAGAAGUUCCUCCAAGCGUGGAAGUAGGAGCGCCAACAGCUGCCUGAGGGCAACAUUGGACGUGAUGACGCAGGCCGCUUACGUCAUAGGAACUAAAGUUCUAAAGUGGCCCAGAGACCGGGAAGACGUCUCCCUCAACAUACUCAGCGAAGUUGUCGCCACUGCCACGGCAGAAGAAAACGUCGUCUGGAUGACCGGCAAGAGCAAACGCCGCAUCAAUGCGUUCCUAAGGAACGCGCUGGUGUACGCACAGGCGGAAUCUAUCACCGAUAAUCUGUCGAUUCCUGCAGAAGAGUUCAACGAAUCCUUCGUACAGGGCGACUUUCCUGCCAUUUACAUGCGUUUGAAAUCUAAGCAGCGUGACACUCUCCUAAAGACACCUUUGCAGGAGACGGACGAUGUCUACGCUUCUCAUUUUAUUAAUAGCAGCGUCUUUUAUGACAUCGACAUCAACACCUUUUUUAUUCCCGCUGCUUUCAGAGGCGAACCAAUUGCGUACUCCGCCGAGGUUCCCGUCGAGUACUCCAUCGCAAUACUAGGAGCGCUGCUCGCCAGGGAGCUGAUACGCGGCGUGUUUCGAAGCAGUGAAAUGAGCGAUACUGAGUGGACCAGUGACGAAUUGAAACGCGUUCGAUUUUAUCAGGAUUGCUUGGACGCUCUAGCGCGUAAUGCUUUCAACGUGUCCCUGGAGGAGAUCGACGGAAGCGGCACGGAAAUUGCAGAGUGGGUGUUCGCAGCCCACUUGGCGCAUGGCGCGCUGCGAAGUGCGCUUGAAAAGUCGGAACGACUACUUGACUGGAACGAGUCCUGGGUGCAGGCGCAGCGAGUAUUUUUCCGCCGCUUCUGCCUAAUGUCGUGCACAGCUAAGAAGGAGAGAUAUUUAGAGGCAGCCCGUAUCCGCUGCAUUUUGCCUUUGAUCAAUAUGGCCGACUUUGCGAAUGUGUUCAGCUGUCACGCAAAUUCAUCGCACAAGUCCGGUUUUUGUAAAUUAAAUUGAGUGCAGAAGCCACA